CCUCGUUAUUUGCCAAACAGUUAAUGUUGUUUUCUUUUAUUGGCAAUAAUAACAGUUAAUGUGUAGCAGAAAUUGUGUGCAGUUUAGCAAAAUCAUUGGAAGGGGCAAUUUAAUGCAGAUGGGCUUCUAUUUAAACCAGAUGCUACUUCUGGUGCUCCUGAGUGCAGCAGCAGCUAAAACCCAACCUAUUUCAAAGCCAAACUGCCCAACAAAGUGCGGCGAUGUUAGCAUUCCCUUUCCCUUUGGCCUCACUGAGCACUGUUCUCUCAACACCUCAUUUCUCAUCACUUGCAACCAAACCCUUUCACCACCCAUUCCAUUCUUGAACAGUACUCAACAAAGUCUUUCAUCACCCUUUAACUUCUUGAAUGCUACUUAUGAAAAGCUGCGGGUGCUGAACAUCUCACUCGACGGCCAACUGAACGUUUCAUUGCCGGUUGCUACAAGUUGCGUCAAUAACAAGACUGGUGAAUCAGACAACCAAUUUUUUAUCAUCACGUUCGACACACCUUUUCACCUAUCAUCCAAGCAAAACAAGUUAACUGUAUUGGGCGCUGACACGGCAGGACUUGUAUCUGGUCAAGAUUCAACAUCCAAAACACCAUACGCUCCCACUUCUUGCGUGUCCAUCAACACCACAAACCCAAUUUACAACUACACACAUGACGACUGCUCCGGCAGUUUUUGUUGCGAGACUCCAAUUCAACAUAGGCUAUCGGAAUUCGGCUAUAUUUCUGCUUCAAAUAUCUUCAACAAAAACUACACCAAGCCAUAUCAGUCCUACCCAUGUGGUUAUACAUUUCUGGUUAAGGAGGGAGCCUACAAUUUCUCCAUGACAGACCUCAUCAAUUUUAACAGAACCAAAACGUUUCCUGUGGUUGUCGAUUGGGCAGUGGGGAACACGUGCCGAGCUGCUCAAAAGAAUACUUCAAGCUAUGCGUGUAAGUCAAAGUACAGUGAAUGUCACAAUGCAAAGGUGGGACCUGGUUACCAUUGUAAAUGCUCCUCUGGUUUUCGAGGAAAUCCUUACCUACCUCAUGGUUGUCAAGAUGUUGAUGAAUGCACUGAGGAAUCCCACGACUGUCUAAAGGGGAGAUCAAAAUGCUGCAACAGUCCAGAAGGGAGCUACACUUGUUUAUGUCCAAAGGGAUACGAAGGAGAUGGGAAGAUUAAUGGAAGCGGAUGUGUUAGAAGGAGUAACCGCAAAAUCACAAUUGCUUUCAGUGUGAGUGGAAGUAUAUUGGCACUGCUGGGGGGAACCUUAUACGUGUACUGCACAUUAAAGAAAAGAAAACUCAACAGACUUAAAGAACAUUUUUUCCAACUAAACGGUGGCCAGUUAUUACAGCAACAGAUAGGCAGGUAUAGUGGAUCAAAUGAAUUGACAAAAAUCUUUACUGUGGAAGAACUAAAAGAUGCCACCAACAAUUUCAGUGAAGAGAUGGUCUUAGGCGCAGGUGGGGAGGGAACAGUUUACAAAGGAAUAUUACCUGACAAUAGAACUGUAGCAAUUAAAAAGUCGAGAAUUAGUAACCCAAACCAAAUUGAGCAUUUCAUCAAUGAGGUGAUUCUGCUUUGUCAAAUCAACCAUAGAAAUGUGGUGAAACUCUUGGGGUGUUGUUUAGAGACAGAGGUUCCCUUACUUGUUUAUGAAUUCGUUCCCCAUGGAACUGUUUACGACCAUCUCCACGAUCAAACCAAAUCUUUAAGACUUACAUGGAAAAGAAGAUUACAAAUAGCAGUUGAAACUUCUGGGGCCCUGGCAUACUUGCAUUCUGCUACCCAUGCACCAAUCGUACAUAGAGAUGUGAAAACUUCAAACAUACUACUUGAUCACAAUCUCACUGCAAAGGUUUCUGAUUUUGGAGCUUCAAGGAUUAUUCCUCUUGACAGAAGUGAGUUAACCACUUUGGUGAUGGGAACACUGGGGUAUCUUGACCCACAAUACUUCCACUCAAGCCAGUUAACAGAGAAAAGUGAUGUUUAUAGUUUUGGAGUUGUCCUAGUCGAACUAAUAACAGGAGAGAAGGCACUCUCUUUUGAUAGGGCAGAGGCUCAUAGAAACCUAGGGGUUCACUUCCUUUCUUCAAUGAAUGAGGGUCGGUUACUUGACAUUGUGGAUGGCCGCAUAAUAGAUGAGGCGAAUGUUGAGCAACUAAUGGUUGUUGCAAACAUAGCAAGCCAUUGUUUAAGGAUGAAGGGGGAGGAGAGGCCUACCAUGAGAGAAGUGGCAAUGGAACUUGAAGGAAUAAACACUGUGGAGAAGCACCAAUGGGAAAAAGUCAACUUGUCAUCAGAGGAGACUGAAACUCUUCUCAAAGCACCACCGUCAUCUUCUUUUAGUGUAGAUGGUGUUAACAGAAGAACCAUGCUUGCUGGCUCUGAUAUUUUAAACCGAAUUUCCUUCUCCUUAACUAGUGGAAGAUGAUUAGCUGAUAUUAUUAUAAUAAUUCACAAGACUUUUGUUAUUCAAGACUAAAGGUCAAUCAAUAUUCAGAGUAAUGGAUGUUAUUGUAUGUUGUAUUCUCUUUUUCAUUGCACAAUGUGUCAUUACUAGUCCUU
Molecule: messenger RNA, 2562 nt
Organism: Vigna unguiculata (cowpea)
Lineage: Eukaryota; Viridiplantae; Streptophyta; Magnoliopsida; Fabales; Fabaceae
Product: wall-associated receptor kinase 3-like
Biological process (GO): protein phosphorylation; cell surface receptor signaling pathway
Cellular component (GO): plasma membrane
Molecular function (GO): ATP binding; polysaccharide binding; calcium ion binding
Source: RefSeq, a predicted model, not a curated record